This is a messenger RNA of Dendronephthya gigantea, 1370 nucleotides long. RefSeq names its product TNF receptor-associated factor 4-like. Bases 328 to 1194 code for a protein of 288 amino acids. Gene Ontology annotation, molecular function: protein binding. NCBI's taxonomy places the organism in Eukaryota, Metazoa, Cnidaria, Anthozoa, Malacalcyonacea, Nephtheidae. The record is from RefSeq and is a predicted model, not a curated record. The transcript has 9 exons.
GCCCGGCACACAAACGGUCAUUCAGGCUACCCACUCAAGUGGUUUAAAGAUCAGGUUACAGUGAGGAGUUCAUUCGAAUGUUCAAUAUGUCAGGAGGUUUUGAAAGAUGCCGUGCAAGUUGGGGAUUGUGGACACCAAUUUUGCGCAAAAUGUGCCGAGGAUAUUUUAGAAAGUGAUCCUCGUUGUCCAUCGUGCAGAAUUAGAAUAUCCCAAGAAAAUGUGUUUGAAGAUCAUGCAGCAAGAAGAUUGAUAAAAAAUUUGGAUGUAAAUUGCUGCAACGACGGCUGUAGUUGGUUUGGAAGUUUAGGUUCUCUGCUUGAGAGUCACAUGAAUAACUGCAACUUUCUCAUUGACCACAAGAAUAUUGCUGAUCAAUCAGAUGCUAUAGCUAACCUUCUAAAAAAAAUUGAAAAUCUUGAGUGUAAAGUUUCAUCAGUAAAUAGCCUAAAUAGUGUGCACCUACACUACAUGAGGCAAGUUGAUGCAGAGCACAAAAAUGAAAUGGAGAAAGUUCACCUUAGACUUUUUCAGCGUGAUGAGGAACUCAGACAACUUAAACUUGAGCAUGAGGAAAAAAUUAGCGCGAUGAGAGAAAAGCACGAAACUGACUUGCACAACCUCAAGAGUGAACACGAUAAAGAGUUUAAGGCUCUUAAGGAUCAAGUCUUGUUUUUUGGGAGAUACACUUCGCUACCGACGAUCUCAUUGCAGUCGCUAGACCGGCUCAGAAAAAACCUAACGGUGUCGAUAGGUUUAACAAUACCAGAUUUUACACGCAAGUUGUGUCACUCUCAAUCAAGCAACCAGUACGGAGAGAUUUUUGGCGUUCCAUUUUACACUUAUCAUGGAUACAGGAUGGUUUUGAAGGUGAACCUAAAUGAAGCACCCAGUGGCAAAGCGGAAUACAUGGGGGUAUACUUGUAUUUAUUGGAAGGGGAUCAUGACGAUAAAGUAGAAUGGCCUUUUAACAAAAUAGUUACAUUUAUCAUCGUUGAUCAACAAGAUGAUAGUGAAUAUGUUAAAAAUCAUCAAAUGAAACUAUAUCCCGAUGAGGAAGAACAAAAUGAGAAACCGAUACUUCUGAAGAGUAGUUCGGGUGUUGAUUGUACACAAUACGUGUUACACUCCAUUCUGUGCAAACGACAGUUUUUAAAAGACGACACCCUGUUCAUCGCAUUGGCAAUACAGCCUUGAUGCAAGUGAGUAUGCUGUAUGUUUUGGAUGUGGCUUCUCAAUUCAGACUUCAUAAACGUUCUGUUACAUAGGUACUGGCUGGCGGGAGGGUAUACGUAGUUUGUAAGAUAUUUGCGCAAGAAUUUCGAGACACGCACGAGGAUGACAGUUCAAGCUGAACACUCGUUAUGUUUUAC